AACUCCAAUUGGGCUGGAGCCUGACUGCACCUGCUCCUUUGGUGUGCUACCGACAUCGUCCCUGGCCCUGCCUCCCCGCCGCUGCCGCCUGCCGCGAGCAUCCUUCGUCGGCGUCGUCCCCGGCUCUCCGGCCGCCCUGCUGCGAUCGGCCGCUGCGUUGUGUUUAAAAGGUGAGACGAGGCGUUCAGGGGACUACUGGAUCCACCUAGAUGCCUAGGCGAUCGAGAAGGCGCUACUGUUUUCCAUGGUAAUAAACACAAGCCGAAGAAUGCACAGUAUGCAGAAGUUUGCGGAUGUCAGGUGGCACUUUGUAAGAAACAAGAAUCCAUUAUGCAUUGCAGGGCUAUGGAAUGAGUUGAAAACAGGAACCCCACACAGCAUCAACCAGAAGAGACGCAUUUCAGGCAUUAAAAUAGCCCCAGAGAACAGGUCAUUGGAAGGUCAGAAAUGGUACCAAUCCGUUUUUUUUUGUCUGCCGAUAUUUCUGUCAGAGUCGGGCUUUGUUUGUGAUCAGUUUCAGAUCAUUGUGUCGAUCAGAACCUUAAGCAGGCAGUCCAUUUGCCGCCUAAUCACAGAUAGCACAAGAUUAACAUUGCAUAUAAAAGUUCUUGACAACAUGGUCAAUUCAUUCCUGGUGACAUGGCCAUCCAACAGAAGAAAAAAAAUUGAUAUUGCUGAUCAACGAAACAGUUCUGGACCCAGAUUGGUCAGGGAAUCAGUUGGUUUGUUUAUUCUACACCUGGAAGGGCAUCGAAGAAAAUCUCUCUUUAUUUCUCACCAGAAUCUUCAGUUGUCAGAAGGCCAGCUAAAGAAGGGCAAAGCUUCAGAUGCAUACGCGCAUAAACUAAAAGUAAAUCAUGUUCCUGUUUUUGUACAGGAGAAGGGAUCUGAUUGGGCAGUGGACCUGGCUACCUAGAUUUUCUUGAAAUUUAAGAAGCCUCAGUAUCGUGUAUUUACAUGUUCUUUUUCCAGUACGAUAGAUUUACUUUUCCGUAAAGUGGCGUAAACCGUAAGUAUUUUUUCCUCCCAACAGUCCUCUCCUAACGACUAACAAAGUUCAAUUCAUGCGAAAUUCGGAUGUUUCAUUUUAAAAAAAGGAUCUUCAGUGUGUGAACAAAUGUAUGGAUGAAUAUCACUGCCCUGAAGAGACCAGAGAAGCUGGUACCUUUCACAUUCUGUCCGUAGAAGUGAUGCAUCAUCAUUUUACUGAAACCAGGUGACGCAUCUGAUGAGAAUUUUGGCUGUGUCUGCUGCUCUGCUAAGAAGAGAGCAGACAAUUGCAUAGAACAGAAAAGAGACACCAAAAAUUGAGGAGGCAUGCAGCCAUAUAUGAAGCUUUGACCCAUAAUAGAUGCAUCUAAUCACAAGCUCCAAGACAUGGCCACAUGUGUAGGCCAUUGACACGAAUGACUUGCACACUACCCUCUGCUCUCUUCCCCAUAAAUUUGUUGCACUUGCACAACUGAGAAAGAAAGAAAAGAUAAAGAAAUCACUCACAGCUGCGUAGCUUCUUCCAAACAAACCACUCAGUCACAGCAUACUUCCACACUCACUCUCCCUCUAAAAUAUCAGACAACACCACUCUCUCUCUCUCUCUCUACACACACACACAUACCUAGACGUGAGAUGAGAGGUAUAUAUAGGAGGACAUGGAGAGCAAGAGGAUUUCACCUCUGCAACAAACAGUAGCUGCACAAGAACAAAACAGCAGCAGAAGCCUCGCUCUCCAUGCCCUGGCACAGAGAGUGUAAGCAGCAUGCAUGGAUCUAACAAUGUCAACCACGACGAUGUCCACGUCCCCAGCGCUCGACCAUGACCAUGACCAUGGUCACCACCUCCUCUCCUCAGCCUCACCCACCUCCACAGACUCGCCGGCAACGGCAAUGCGGCCGCGGCCGCCGUCUCUCCCGCCUACGAUCCCGGCCUGCGACCCGCACGACGGGCCAGCAAGCCUGCAGCUCAUCGAGGACCUGACCACCCACGCCGGCGCCAUCCAGCAGCGCGUCCUCGGCGAGAUCCUCGCCAUGAACGCCGGCACGGACUACGUCCGCGGCUUCCUUGGCGCCAACGACGACGACGACUCCGCCGAGGGACGCCACGCCGACGAGCUCGCGGCCACGUUCAAGGAGCGCGUGCCGGUCGUGGAGUACGAGGACGUGAAGCCGUACAUCGAGCGCAUCGCCAACGGUGCCCCCUCGUCGCUCAUCUCCUCCAAGACCAUCACCGAGCUCCUCACUAGCUCCGGCACAUCUGGCGGGCAACCGAAGCUGAUGCCAUCCACAGAGGAGGAGCUCGACCGCAAGACCUUCCUCUACAACCUCCUCGUCCCCGUGAUGAACAAGUACGUGGAAGGCCUGGACGAAGGGAGGUGCAUGUACCUGCUGUUCGUGAAGCCGGAGAUGAAGACGCCGUCGGGGCUUGUGGCGCGGCCGGUGCUCACGAGCUACUACAAGAGCCGGCACUUCCGGGAGCGGCCGGACAGCCCGUACACGCGGUACACGAGCCCCAACGAGGCCAUCCUGUGCGCGGACAGCGCGCAGAGCAUGUACGCGCAGCUGCUCUGCGGCCUGGCCCGCCGCGGCGAGGUGCUGCGCGUGGGCGCCGUCUUCGCCUCCGCCUUCCUGCGCGCGCUCAAGUUCCUCGAGGGCCACUGGCGCGCGCUGUGCGACGACAUCCGCGCCGGCCGCGUGGACGCGGCGCGCGUCACCGACCGCGCCUGCCGGGACGCCGUCGCCAGGGUCGUGGCGCGGCCGGACGCGGCGCUGGCCGACGCCAUCGCCGCGGAGUGCGAGGCCGGGGCCGCGUCGUGGCGGGGCAUCGUGCGGCGGCUCUGGCCGCGGACCAAGUACAUCGACGUCAUCGUCACGGGGUCCAUGGCGCAGUACGUGCCCCUGCUGGAGUUCUACGGCGGCGGCCUGCCGCUGGUGUCCACCAUGUACGCCUCCUCGGAGUGCUACUUCGGCAUCAACCUCCGCCCGCUGGACCGGCCGGAGGACGUGGCCUACACGCUGCUGCCCAACAUGUGCUACUACGAGUUCAUCAAGGUGGAGAAGGACGGCGAGGAGGUCCGGGACGGGGAGGUGGUGGACCUUGUCGACGUCGAGGUCGGAGCCUACUACGAGCUCGUGGUCACCACGUUCACAGGUCUGUACCGGUACCGCGUGGGCGACAUCCUACAGGUGUCAGGCUUCCACAACGCGGCGCCGCAGUUCCGGUUCGUGCACCGCCGCAACGUGGUGCUGAGCGUGGACACCGACAAGACCUCCGAGGACGACCUCCUCCGCGCCGUCACCGCCGCCAAGCGCCUCCUGGCGCCGCUGGGCGCCAUCCUCUCCGAGUACACCGCCUACGCCGACACGGCCUCCAUCCCGGGCCACUACGUCCUCUUCUGGGAGCUCACGCCGCCGCCAACGUUGUCGAGCGGAGCCGCGGGCGUCAUGGCGGCGUGCUGCGCCGAGGUGGAGGCCGGGCUGGACUCCGUGUACCGGCGGUGCCGGAGUCGCGACCGCUCCGUGGGGCCGCUGGAGAUCCGCGUGGUGUCCCCGGGCGCCUUCGACGAGCUCAUGGAUCUCUGCGUCUCCCACGGGUCCUCGGUCAACCAGUACAAGACGCCCCGCUGCAUCAAGCACCCCGACGCCAUCGCCGUGCUGGAGGCGCGCGUCGUCGGCAGGUUCUUCAGCGACACCGUGCCGCACUGGGAGCCGUUCAAUGUCGUCGACGCUAACGCCGCCACGGAAGCGGACGCCCACGGCGCCGCCACCGCCAGCUGAAACGAAGGCGCAAGGGUGCGCUAUGCCCAACAACGGUUUAGUUGGUUUAUAAUAUAUAUAUGAUGAUAUAAUUAAUUACGUAGAUAAUUAUUGUGCAUGUCUAGUGCGAUGUUCAGUUCACAGGAGGGUGAAUCGUGGCGCGUGCGUAUGUGUUUGUUGCUGUAGUGUGUAUGUUGUCCAAUUGCAUUCGAGAUUGAUCAUUUGCUUGUCAACUGGUCAUUCACUCGUUGUCCCUGUUAUCUAUUAUCAACAAUUCUUCAGCAUUUUUAAGAUAAUGGAAAAAGUUGACUUCAUAUA
Molecule: messenger RNA, 4067 nt
Organism: Zea mays
Lineage: Eukaryota; Viridiplantae; Streptophyta; Magnoliopsida; Poales; Poaceae
Product: probable indole-3-acetic acid-amido synthetase GH3.13
Exons: 7
Coding region: 1761-3770 (669 amino acids)
Cellular component (GO): cytoplasm
Molecular function (GO): acid-amino acid ligase activity
Source: RefSeq, a predicted model, not a curated record